AAAUCAAACAUAAAAAUUGUGGGUAGGAUUAGGAGGAGUCGUAGGACAAAGGCUAGGCGUCAUGAGAAGAAUAUUGAGAAUAGUAGUAUUACUAUAAAUAAACAUCUGGCGUGUAUAACCGCAAUCUCCACGUUAUUUUUUUCUGCUUCAAAAAUUUGAGAAAGAAAGUAAUGAUUUUGAGUCUUUAAGUUCUCCUUUAGAGACCCAAGAAUUUCAGUUUUUACGAGUUGGGUUUUUGUUUGUUUGUUUGUUUGUUCUGUUUUGUUUUGGGUCUUUUCUUUUGCAAAUGGCAGAGGAAGUGGUGAUGGAAAACGACCCGUCAUCCAUGGCGGCGGAGAAGAAGACUGUGGAAUUGAAGAACGAGUUGCAGAGACUGGUUAAAGCCAUUGUAGAUGAAGAAGACAAGGAGGAGAACGACACAGCUGAGGAUGAAGCUUUCAGGGUCUUGUGUUCUUUGAAGGAUUUGAGAUUGAAGAAUUCUUUGGAUGAUGGUUUAGCUGUUCCUGAAGAAUUUAAAUGUCCAAUCUCUAAAGAGCUCAUGAGCGACCCAGUUGUCUUGGCCACUGGACUGACUUAUGAUCGGCCAUUCAUUGAAAGGUGGUUGAUCGAAGGUCACAAAACAUGUCCUCAAACCCAACAAGUACUCGCUCAUACUGUCCUCACUCCUAAUUACUUGGUUCAAAAAAUGAUUUCCCAAUGGUGCACUGAGCGUGGGAUUAGACCUCCGAAAGGCGAUCAAGAUAAUGAUGGGAACGUGAUAAGAGCGAAUGAAAAGCCAGACUUAAAUUCUCUUCUUGAGAAGCUAUCUCUAUCGGUAGAUGAUCAGAAAGAAGCUGCUAAAGAGAUUCGUUUGCUAUCAAGGAAGAGUCCACUUACUCGGGAAUUUUUCGGCAAGUCCAUAGAAGCAAUCUCCAAACUGCUUGGUCCACUAACACCAGGUGAGGCUGAUAAGCAUCCUGAUCUCCAAGAGAAUAUUAUUACAACACUUCUAAACGUUUCUAUAGUUGAGGAGAACAAGAAACUGGUUGGUGAAAAUACAUUAGCAAUCACUCUGCUUGUUGAAUCAUUGCAAUGUGGAACCAUUCGAACCAAAGGAAAUGCUGCUGCUGCUCUCUUUACAUUGACAGACCUCGAUUCCAACAGGAUUAUUAUUGGAAACUCCGGAGCUUUAAAGCCUUUGAUCAAUCUUUUAGAGGAGGAUGAUCAGUAUGUGAUCAAGGAUGCUGCUUCUGCAAUAUUCAAUCUUUGUGUCUGCCAUGAAAAUAAAGAGAAGGCCAUUAAAGAAAGGGCAGUCUCAGUGAUUGUGAAAAGGAUUAAGGAAGAUGUUAUGGUCGAACCGUUGUUGACUAUACUCGCCUUGCUUUCCAACCAUCAGUUGGCUGUCGAUGAAAUGAACGAGCUUAAUGCCAUGCCUAUGUUGCUUAGCAUUAUAAGGCAGAGUACUUGUGAGAGGAGCAAGGAAAAUGCCAUUGCUAUAAUCCAGACACUUCUUAACAACGAUCGAAGGGAAAUCAGGGCGAUCAAAUUCGAGGAAGUUAAUAACGGUACAAUUACCAAACUUUCUCAAACCGGGACUGCAAGGGCCAGAAGGAAGGCUAUGGCAAUUCUUGAGAGGCUGAAUAAAGGCGCUUUCAUAACACACACUGCCUGAUAUGCAUGUCACCCCUCAAAGUUAGAUUCUUAAGCACUCUUUGUCUAUAUUCAUGUCACCACUAACUUUUUUCAAUCCAAUUAUACACAAUACGUGAUAAGUUGAAGCUCUCUUUUCAUGUAUCAGUUAGUGUAUAUAUCAAUCCAGUUACCCGUUAAUUGUAAAAAAAAUUGAUUUCAUUCAUUUUGCACAUAGUUUUGGCUCUUGUGAGGCUUAUAGACAAGCAAAGGAUAUUGUAUUUUCAGUUCAUUUAGAAAUAAAAGAGCUACAUAACUCUGAGAUUUCUGUUUCAACA
Messenger RNA from Humulus lupulus (European hop), 1946 nucleotides. RefSeq names its product U-box domain-containing protein 9-like. The transcript is spliced from 2 exons. The record is from RefSeq and is a predicted model, not a curated record. Lineage: Eukaryota; Viridiplantae; Streptophyta; Magnoliopsida; Rosales; Cannabaceae. The coding region runs from base 287 to 1651 and encodes 454 amino acids. Gene Ontology annotation, molecular function: ubiquitin-protein transferase activity; protein binding. Gene Ontology annotation, biological process: protein ubiquitination. Gene Ontology annotation, cellular component: cytoplasm; nucleus.